Pogonomyrmex barbatus (red harvester ant) is the source of this 1435-nucleotide messenger RNA. It is a transcript of the gene DMAP1, whose product is annotated as DNA methyltransferase 1 associated protein 1. Gene Ontology annotation, cellular component: nucleus; NuA4 histone acetyltransferase complex; Swr1 complex. Gene Ontology annotation, molecular function: transcription corepressor activity. NCBI's taxonomy places the organism in Eukaryota, Metazoa, Arthropoda, Insecta, Hymenoptera, Formicidae. Gene Ontology annotation, biological process: chromatin remodeling; negative regulation of transcription by RNA polymerase II; DNA repair. The record is from RefSeq and is a predicted model, not a curated record.
GCAAUCCCAAAGUCAAUCUGUCCAUCACGGGCAAUACAGAUCGAUGCACAUGUAUUUGUAUGCGGAGCUCCUUUUAUGAUCGGAUUUGCGCUUUUUAUAAAUUUGAACAAUACUUCUAUGUUCUCUUCUCGGAUUUUUGUUUCUUGAACAGUCGAGAAGUAAUGUGCUUGCUAAAAUGUUCCACACGUUGAUAAAUCAAGACGGACUUGGUUUUAAUGUAUCAUUAAUCUUAUAGCGGAACCUAACCUCCAAACGUGCGAAACAUCUGUCCGAAAACAAAUUUAUUAAACGCAGUGAUGGCAGAUGUACGUGAUAUUUUGGAUAUUGAUGUACCGACAACUACGGAACUUACGAAAGAGUCGAUAUUGGGCAAUGAUAAAAAGAAUCGCAAACGAUAUGACUACAACAAAGUGCCGAAACGUCCUGAGGGCAUGCAUCGCGAAGUAUUCGCCCUCCUCUGCAAGGACAACAAUGAUGUGCCACCGUUGUUUCCGACUGACACCGCGAAGGGCUAUAAGCAGGUGCGAGCUAAGCUCGGUAUGAAGAAAGUCAGGCCAUGGAAGUGGACACCGUUCACCAAUCCAGCACGCACUGACGGUGCGGUCUUUCAUCAUUGGCGUCGCGUCGCCGAUGCCGGGAAGGAAUAUCCCUUCGCGAAGUUUAAUAAAAAAAUUCCUAUCCCUACUUAUACGAAUGCUGAAUACGUUCAGCAUUUAGUGAGCAACGGUUGGACACGAGCAGAGACCGAUCACCUGUUUGAUUUAUGCAGAAGAUUUGAUCUUAGGUUUAUUAUUAUUAAGGAUAGGUGGGAUCGUGCCAAGUUUCCUGCUAGAUCUGUCGAAGAUUUAAAAGAGAGGCAAGAAGCAGUUGAGUCAGCUGGAAUUAAAUUCCCCGAUUUUAAAAAUAGUGGUGUCACGCUUCGCUCUCAAAGAAUCAAAUUACCAAGCAGUCUUGGUCAAAAGAAAAUGAAAGGCAUUGAACAAAUGUUGAAUGAGUUGCGUUUAGAACUAAAUCCACCACCAACAGAACAAAUAUGCCAGCAGUUUAAUGAACUGCGUAGCGACAUAGUUUUGCAUUACGAAUUGAGAAGUGCAUUAUCAACCUGUGAUUACGAAUUACAAUCUUUAAGGCACCAAUAUGAAGCGUUGGCACCAGGCAAGACUUUAACAAUACCACCAGCGCUCCUACCAAAAACAGAACCAGAAGUUAAAGCGGAUAUUAUUGACGUGGUAGGAUCACCCAGCACGCCCAGUAUUAUUCAUUAAAAAAAUAAGAAUUUUUAUGUAAAAUACAGAUUAAUUGAGUAUGCUCUGUAUAUAUUGUUAUUUUAAUUAUCAACAUAUUAAUUUUCGUAAAGGAAAUGAUCGAGUAUGCCUUACCCAUAACGAUGUAUUAUAUUACGAAGCAAUUUUUAUUUUAUACUAAAGAAAUAAAU